This is a messenger RNA of Ipomoea triloba (trilobed morning glory), 901 nucleotides long. RefSeq names its product kunitz trypsin inhibitor 3-like. The coding region runs from base 38 to 736 and encodes 232 amino acids. Gene Ontology annotation, molecular function: endopeptidase inhibitor activity. The transcript has 2 exons. Lineage: Eukaryota; Viridiplantae; Streptophyta; Magnoliopsida; Solanales; Convolvulaceae. The record is from RefSeq and is a predicted model, not a curated record.
AAACACAAAUUUAUCUAUCUAUAUCUCUGGUCUCAAAAUGAAGACACCAAUAUUCCUUUUGGUUCUCUCCAUUUCUUUCCUUCCGCUGGCCAUCACCGGCCUUCCUCCACUCAUCCGCCUCCCCACAAAGGGCGACGUAACCAACACCAUCUUAGACACGGCCGGCAACCCAGUGGUCGCCGGAGCCAAAUACUACGCCAUCCCAGCCCUCAUCGGCGUGGAAGGCGGCAUAAGCGUAACUAACCUCAACUCAACAACAAACCCCUCCGCCUGCCCCACCGACGUAGUAAUAAACGAGACAAUAGCCGGCAACCAACCUCCCGCCGUGGCUGUUCCUCUAACUUUCUACCCUCUAAUCGACGAGGCCGAGGCCUCACGCGCUGCCGCCGACACCGCUGACGUCAUCACACAGCAGUACCCGCUGAACGUGGCGUUCGACUGGGCGGACCCGUCGGAUCCCUGCGCUAAGGAGAAUGUUUGGAAGCUUAAUCUGCAGGGGAAAAUAGUGACCGGUGGCGUUAUAGGCGAGGUGGAUAAGGAUAAUUAUCUUGCCAACUGGUUUAGGAUUCAGGAGAAUUUUGAUGGGAGAGGGUACGUUUUCAACUGGUGGCCAAGCCUUUGCCUUUUCUGCAAGAUUGGUUACUCUUUUAUUGGCACGGUCGGCGAUGGAUAUCAGCUUGGAAUCGACCACAUGGGCGAAUCGCGAUAUGCUUUUGAAUUAGUAAAGGCUGAGUGAUCAAAGCCGUACGUUGAACCAUCAAAAAUCUUGCAUUGCAUGCAAUUUAUAUGUGUGUAUGUAUUAAUAAUUAACGUUUAAAUAAUGGCUUUGCUAGGCACAUGUAUGAUGUAUCCCAUAGUUGCGUGCAAUAUAAAUAUAUAAUAAAUAAAGUUUCUUUUUAUA